AUGAAUAAAACGUUAGAAAAACUGAGCGAAAUUACAUAUGUAAUGAUCGAUGUAGAAAACCAUCCAAACAGUGUAUUUUAUAUUGUUAUUAAAAGAAUCCCUGGUAGUCUACUUGAAAUGGAAGAAUUACGGUUACAUGUCUAUUUUACCGUUGAUAUUAUGCAAAAUAACAAAACUAGAUUUACGUAUGUAUUAUAUACAAUCUCUGUUGAAAUUGAUAAAGACUUCAAUAGUUGGGAAGAUACAAAAAUUCUAUCAUUAAAUUUUUCAAAUCAUAAAUGA
Molecule: messenger RNA, 282 nt
Organism: Schistosoma guineensis
Lineage: Eukaryota; Metazoa; Platyhelminthes; Trematoda; Strigeidida; Schistosomatidae
Source: the annotation of a GenBank genome assembly